Molecule: messenger RNA, 746 nt
Organism: Neogale vison (American mink)
Lineage: Eukaryota; Metazoa; Chordata; Mammalia; Carnivora; Mustelidae
Gene: TMEM205
Product: transmembrane protein 205
Exons: 4
Coding region: 117-686 (189 amino acids)
Source: RefSeq, a predicted model, not a curated record
GCGGCAGAUCUACGAUCCAAUUGGCUUCGGGCUCAGCUGGGAGGCGGGAUGAAUGCUUGGGAGGGGACUGAAGAAGUCCGCGGCCCAUCUGCGAGCACAGGAGUGAGGCCUGCAAGAUGGAGGAAGGUGGGAAUCCAGGAAGCCUGACUAAGAUGGUCCAUCUACUGGUCUUGUCGGGGGCCUGGGGCAUGCAAAUGUGGGUGACCUUCAUCUCAGGCUUCCUGCUUUUCCGAAGCCUUCCCCGACAUACCUUUGGCCUUGUGCAGAGCAAACUCUUCCCUUUCUACUUUCACAUCUCCAUGGGCUGUGCUUUCAUCAACCUCUGCAUCUUGGCUUCGCAACAUGCCUGGACUCAGCUCACAUUCUGGGAGGCCAUCCAGCUCUGCCUGAUGCUCCUGAGCCUCUCAAUGGCCACCGUCAACGCCCGCUGGCUGGAGCCCCGCACCACAGCUGCCAUGUGGGCCCUGCACAGGGUGGAGAAGGAGCGGGGUCUGGGCGGGGAGGUACCUGGAAGCCACCAGGGCCCCGAUCCCUACCGCCAGCUGCGGGAGAAGGACCCCAAGUACAGUGUCCUCCGCCAGACCUUUUUCCGCUACCACGGUCUGUCCUCCAUUUGCAAUCUGGGCUGUCUCCUGAGCAAUGGGCUCUGCCUUGCAAGCCUUGCCCUGGGCCUUGGGAGCCUCUAACGCCCACUUCCUCUCCGGCCCUGCUGAGGCCCCAGAUGUGAAUAAACACUUCUUUGGAAA